AUGGCGGCCGCUGAUGGUGAUAUCGCAUCCCACUCGACGCACCCCUCUCUCCGCCGCCUCUCGUCCGAAUUCUCUGUCGCGCCACCGAUCUUGGACGAUCUGUCCUCGCGCUCGCACUCGGACCCCCUCGACAAAUACGCGCUGGACUCGGCCUGCUCCAUCCAACGGCCGCGUUCCGCGCCUGCUGAGGCCUCGCCGGCUCGCAGCACGGCUGAAUACGAUGAACUGCGCGAAGAUGCGUGGUUCGAUGGUGUGAUGGACGACCUCGACUGGUCAGAAGAGCUCGAUCCGGCGCCAUCACCUGGCGCUGGGCUCAGCCUAUGGGCGCCUAGCGAAGUCAACGGGCCACCGCCGGUGCGCACCGAUGGAUAUACCACCCUUUAUCCGAUCCCAGAGCUGCGGGAUGCUACGAUGGACUGUCCUAUGUAA
Messenger RNA from Malassezia japonica, 429 nucleotides. RefSeq lists its product as uncharacterized. The transcript has a single exon. The coding region runs from base 1 to 429 and encodes 142 amino acids. NCBI's taxonomy places the organism in Eukaryota, Fungi, Basidiomycota, Malasseziomycetes, Malasseziales, Malasseziaceae. The record is from RefSeq and is a predicted model, not a curated record.